Paralichthys olivaceus (Japanese flounder) is the source of this 1199-nucleotide messenger RNA. The record is from RefSeq and is a predicted model, not a curated record. Lineage: Eukaryota; Metazoa; Chordata; Actinopteri; Pleuronectiformes; Paralichthyidae.
CGUGACGUCAUGCUGUCCGCGGUGCUGAAGCGGUGACGUCGCGGGCGCCGCUCGUCACGCAUCCUCUCCUCUUCUGCCAUUUUUCCUGCUGCUGGCUAAUUUGCUAACCGAGGGGGUCUCCAUCAGCCGGAGGCGGGGGAAGACUGCGAGGCAGCAGAGAGAGAGGCAGUCACCGUACAGACCCGAACCUUCCCUGGAGAACCGGGGGGCUCUUCCUCACAGUGAACCGUUUCCAGAGAGGCGACACCAUGUCUGAUUUUGACAGCAACCCGUUCGCAGACCCGGACUUCAGCAACCCCUUUCAGGAUCCCUCUGUGACGCAGGUGACCCGGUCUGCCCCUCCUGGUGGUCUGGAGGAAUAUAACCCCUUCACAGACGGCAGAACGGCAGCCCCUGGAAAUGCCCCCAAGUCUACUCCUGCCCCUGCCCAGAACACACAACCUGCCAUCAUGAAGCCCACAGAAGAGCCUCCAGCUUAUUCACAGCAACAGACUCAGGACCAAGCACGUGCUCAGGCUGAGCUGUUGAGAAGGCAGGAGGAGUUAGAGAAGAAAGCAGCGGAGCUUGAUCGUCGCGAGAAGGAGUUGCAGUCCCACGGAGCCGCGGGAGGGCGUAAGAACAACUGGCCUCCACUGCCAGAGAAGUUCCCCGUUGGCCCAUGUUUCUACCAUGAUAUUGCUGUGGACAUUCCUGUAGAGUUCCAGAAGACAGUCAAGAUCAUGUACAACCUUUGGAUCUUUCAUGCAGGCACGCUCUUUGUGAACAUGUUCGGCUGCCUGGCCUGGUUCUGUGUGGAUGCAUCUCGUGGUGUAGAUUUUGGCCUGGCGAUGCUAUGGUUUCUGCUGUUCACCCCCUGUUCUUUCGUCUGCUGGUACAGACCGCUUUACGGGGCUUUCAGGAGUGACAGUUCAUUCCGCUUCUUUGUCUUCUUCUUCGUCUACAUCUGUCAGUUUGGAGUUCACGUUCUACAAACUAUCGGCAUCACCGGCUGGGGAACAUGUGGCUGGAUUACAGCUUUAACUGGUCUGAACACCAGCAUCCCAGUGGGCAUCAUCAUGUUACUGAUCGCGGCUCUGUUCACUGCACUGUCUGUGGGCUCGCUCAUCAUGUUUAAAAAGGUAACACGAUCACACAUCACUCCAACAUUGGUUUUUGGAGCCCUGCACACUAACGCUGCUAUGAGUCUGGAGAGCUGCUAG